AUGUUUCCACGAUUGUGUUUUAUCGCCAUUCUGAUUUUUUGCGUUAUCAAGGUUCAUAAUUUUAAAUAUAUUGGUUCAUUAACUGAAAAUGAAUGUAAAUCUUAUAUGGCAUCGGCUAACAUUAAUAAACAACUUCAAGCUGUAUUCAGUUGCCCAAGAAAAUGGCGAUUCAACUAUAAAAAACAAAUAUCCAAUGAUAUGAAAUAUUACCUGGUGAAAACGGGAUAA
Molecule: messenger RNA, 228 nt
Organism: Rotaria socialis
Lineage: Eukaryota; Metazoa; Rotifera; Eurotatoria; Philodinida; Philodinidae
Source: the annotation of a GenBank genome assembly